This is a messenger RNA of Angiostrongylus costaricensis, 405 nucleotides long. The record is from the annotation of a GenBank genome assembly. Lineage: Eukaryota; Metazoa; Nematoda; Chromadorea; Rhabditida; Metastrongylidae.
AUGACUACGCCUCCAAAUGAAGAACUCUUCCCGAAGGAGAACCUCGACUUCGCCGAAAGCAUCACAAAACCGGAAUCUGAGAUUUUAAAAGAGGUGUUCGAGAAGUACGCUUGUUUCAACGAGGUUGGCGAGAUGAUCGACGCCGUCACGGCGAAGUCACCCGAGCUCGGCAAAAGAAUGCGAGCCGUUCUGAACGAGAACUGCGUCCGGUUGGACGGAAUGAGUCCGACCGCCGUGGAAUACAGCAAAAAGGUUAUCCACUUCGUCACUCAUGUGAUGUGCAGCCUAACUCUCGGCAAGCAGUUCUGUUUCGACGAGGCUGUCAAAUUGCACAACGAGUUCCAGAAGCUCCCUGCUGAGGACCAAGCUGCUCUGAAAAAGAGGAAUCCAGAUGUGGAAUUCUGA